Messenger RNA from Tricharina praecox, 2290 nucleotides. RefSeq names its product carotenoid oxygenase. The transcript is spliced from 5 exons. Gene Ontology annotation, molecular function: carotenoid dioxygenase activity. The record is from RefSeq and is a predicted model, not a curated record. Gene Ontology annotation, biological process: carotene catabolic process. Lineage: Eukaryota; Fungi; Ascomycota; Pezizomycetes; Pezizales; Pyronemataceae. The coding region runs from base 41 to 1807 and encodes 588 amino acids.
GAGCACCAUUAUGCAGAUAUAAAAGUGCUGCUCUCGGCUUAUGAAGCGGAGGAGAUUUGUUCUUGUAGACGCUUCAAUUCAAUAUACCCCGUUUCGUUUCGUUUCUGGCUUUCUUUCUUUGCUGCCUCCAUCGUUGAAGAUCGAUACCGCCCCAGAACUCACUGUACCGGUCAUGGUGUUCGGAUUCGCUACCAGAGAGAGUCCUGAUUUCGAGGAGAAGAGGGAGGAUGAGGAGGAAGAGGAGAAGGAGCAGGCGUAUAAUGACUGGCCUAAUACUGCUGGGUUUGACGGAUUCCACGAGGAGACCGCGCCCGUCGAGCUGGUGGUGAAGGGGAACAUACCUGAAUAUGCCCUCGGCGUGCUCUAUAGAACCGGUCCGGGAGGCUAUGACGUCCCCACCUCCAAGGGCACAACCUUCAGCAUCAGCCAUUGGUUCGACGGCUUCGGGCAAACGCACCGCUUCCAGCUGCUCUCUUCCACCCGGGUUCUGUACAACUCGCGGCACUCAACCGACAGCCUCGUGGCGCACGUGCGGCGCACCGGCAACAUCCCCAGCAGCUUCACGUUCGCGCAGCGCCGCGACCCGUGCCAGAGCCUAUGGCGGCUGUUCCUGACAACGUUCCAGCCGGCGAUGUCGGAGCUGGAGGGGAAAGCCGACGGGCUGAACAUCGCGGUGACCGUAUCGCGCGACGUCCCCGGCCUGCCCGCUACCGCGAAGGACGGCAAGCGCAGUCUCUACACCGCCACGGAUGCGUCCGUGCUGCAGGGCCUGGACCCGGAUACCCUGGAGCCGGUGGGGAUCGCGCGGCAGACGGACCUGCACCCUGAGCUGAAGGGACAGGUUUCGUCGGCGCAUGCGCACGUCGACCCCGAAACGGGGGAUCUGUUCAACUACAACCUCGACAUCGGCCGCACCGUUACCUACCGUGUCUUCAAGACGUGCAAGGCGACGGGGGAAACGGAGGUGCUCGGGACCAUUACCGAUGCGCCGCCCGCAUAUAUCCACUCCUUCUUCAUGACGGAAAACUUCGUCGUGCUGUGCGUGUACUCGGCGCACUUCGGCAUGGGCGGCAUCAAGAUCCUGUACAACAAGAAUAUGCUGGACGCACUCGACGAUGUGUCCGCGGACAGACGGGCGAGCUGGUAUGUUGUCGACCGGCGACACGGACGGGGCGUGGUUAGGAAGUACACUUCCGAUGCGUUCUUUGCGUUCCAUUCCGUCAAUGCGUGGGAGGAGGAUGGCGGCAUCGUCGCCGAGGUGCCCGCGUACGAGAAUAUCGACAUCAUCAAGAAGUUCUACCUUCACAACAUGAAGGGCGAGACGGAUGAGGCGAGGAAGUGGAUAGCCGAGGGGCGCUCAAGGUUCAGCAGGUUCUGGUUGCCGGGGCUGGACGAUGUUGAGGCCGGCGAGGGGAAGGCACAGCUGGUAUGGGCGAGGGAGGCGGAUAUGUCCAUGGAGCUCCCCUCGAUCAACCCUCAAUUCUCGACCAAGCCCACGCGGUACACAUACGGCCUAACCAACCGCCUCAAAUCCACGCUGAUGGACGGAAUCAUGAAGCACGACAGUGCCACGGGGGGCCACCUGCUAUGGGAGGAACACGCGCACACACCCGGCGAAGCCAUCUUUGUGCCCGACCCCGCAGGCACAGACGAGGACGAUGGCGUUCUGAUGAGCGUCGUGCUGAAUGGAAGGACCGGAUUGAGCUACCUCCUCGUCUUGGAUGCGAAGACGCUCAAGGAGGUGGCCCGCGCUGAGAUGCGCUGCGCGGUGUUGGUCGGGUUUCAUGGGAGUUUCGUGGGUGCUUAGGGAGCGAGGGGGAGGGGGCGUUUGGGUGGUGUGGAAUUGGGUAUUAGGUUUUGGCAUACGCUGCGUUAGUAUUGUUUACGAUUUUGUUCGUACUCAAUUGAGUGAGCCGGCCAGAUUGGAUUGGGCGGGGACAGUAUUCCGGGAGCUUUCCGUGUGCGAGGACGAGGGGACUGCAAUGUGCAUUGUGCAUUGAGAUUCGAGAGGUUGGUAUUCAAAUAUACCUCAUGGUGACCAAUCAUGAUUCAUCAAGCCUCAAGUUCCGACGACGACUUGCACUUGCACUUGCACCGGUACAUCUAGUAGGUAGCAAAAAGUGAAGUGGGAUUGAUACGGGAGGAAUACCGCGGUCAUUUGAAUACCGACGAACGACCAGAUUUUAUUUGGCCAACUUCGGUAGUACUACGUGAUCAGCGACCAGAUGGCUGCGGUUUCAGUGAUCACUACCGAAAUACUUCCGUGCUUGCAGAAAGAGAUGCUCACCAG